AUGGCGAGCAUAUUCCGACGCAUCUACGACUGGCUGCUCCGUCUGUUCUGGGCGACGGAGAUGGAUAUCACCAUGAUAGGUCUGCAAAACGCUGGCAAAACGUCGCUGUUGAGGGUUCUGGCGGGAGGAGAGUUUACUGUCGACUCCAUCCCAACUGUUGGUUUCAACAUGAAGCGUGUCCAGAAAGGCCAUGUUACCCUGAAGUGCUGGGAUCUUGGAGGUCAACCGAGGUUUCGUUCCAUGUGGGAGAGGUAUUGCCGCGGCGUGAAUGCAAUCGUGUUCAUCGUUGACUCCGCUGACAAGGAAGCUCUGCCGGUUGCGCGCGAAGAACUAAAACUUUUGUUGGAGAAGCCAGCUUUGGAAGGUAUCCCCCUUCUCGUCUUGGGCAACAAAUCGGAUCUUCCGAGUAAGCUUUCGGUGGACGAGUUGAUCGAAGAGCUCGACCUAAAAGCAGUGUCGCACCGAGAGGUGAGCUGCUACGGCAUCAGUGCCAAAGAAGAGACCAACCUCGAUGCCGUUCUCCAAUGGUUGAUUGCUCGAGCAAGCAAGUAG
Dothidotthia symphoricarpi CBS 119687 is the source of this 552-nucleotide messenger RNA. RefSeq names its product ADP-ribosylation factor family protein. The record is from RefSeq and is a predicted model, not a curated record. The coding region runs from base 1 to 552 and encodes 183 amino acids. NCBI's taxonomy places the organism in Eukaryota, Fungi, Ascomycota, Dothideomycetes, Pleosporales, Dothidotthiaceae. Gene Ontology annotation, molecular function: GTP binding; GTPase activity. The transcript has 6 exons. Gene Ontology annotation, biological process: protein transport. Gene Ontology annotation, cellular component: lysosomal membrane.